UACCUGCAUGCUGGUAGCUUCGAUAUCAGGAAUAGUGUGCACUAUAGUCUCGAUUGCUCCUGAGCAAGAAGUCAUCUGUUCUCCACAAACGAUGGAGACACCCAAGAUGCGAUUGCCACAGCGGCGCUACUGCCAGAAACGGAGGUCGACAGCUUCACACGACGCACUGCAGUGCGCUCUUCAAAACAGCAAUUCUCACCACGGCUCAAACCUGCUGAGAACGCGGCUUGCUGAGAUUUUUCCAGUUGGAAAGUACUAGUUCGUAGCGUACGAUGAUGUAUCCAGCAUUAGAAGGCAAAACGUUAGGUCCAGACAUAUACAUUAGACCACAGUUUAAGGCCCAAGUAGCAAGUUACCAAGGACGAAAAUAACGUCCGUGAAUGACUGCACUGCAUUUUACGUUAUUUUAUGUUGUCAGGAAGACUUGCAAAAUGAAAGUGACCGAAAAGGACCUGAGGGUGGAAGAGGUACUGCAGUGGACGCCAUUGCAGUUUGCCGAGGAAACGAACGCCUGGUAUUGGGUGGAUUUGUUGCUGCAGGCUGGUGUGCCGCAACAGGAUCUGACAAUUACGAAGAAGAAACUCCGCAACGAAGGAAGUGCCGCCCAAAUAAUGAGGGCAGCUUGCGAGUCGGGGUACGUGUCCCUGCUGAACUUCGCACUGUCUGUGGACCCGUCGCUGGUGGAGGCGAUGCUGGACUCGUACGGCUCGACGGCGCUGCACGUGGCGGCCUCGAAUCGGCGCAACGCGGCCGUCAGGAUCCUACUGGGCGCCGGGGCCGAGGUGGAUGCCACCGACCUGCGGGGGCGGACGGCGCUGCACGCCGCGGCCGAGAACGACGCCAUCGCGUCCAUCCACGUGCUGCUCGAGCACGGCGCCAACGUCUGCGCCAAGGACUGCGACGGAAAGACGGCGACGCUCCUGGCCCAGGAGUGCGGCCACGCUGCCGCGGCCAACACCCUCGACCUGAGCGGCUGCAUGCAGUGGUCCAUGCGCAAGCUCAUCAUCGCGGCCGAGGCGGGCAACGUGGAAGCCGUCCGCCAGAUGCUGCCGGCCGUGAAGACGGUGGUGAAGCCUGGCGAGUGGCCGCACCUGCACUGGGCGACGCUCAACGGCAGCGCGACGGUGGUGCGCACGCUGCUGGCCGCGGGCCUCGACCCCAACGGCAGCGACCGGCACGGCAACACCGCGCUGCACGUGGCGGCGGCGCGCGGCCGGCCCGCCACCACGGCGGCGCUCGUCGACGCGGGCGCCCACCUGGACGCGGCCGACUCGAGCGGCUCCACGGCGCUGCACUACGCGGUGCGCACCGACAACGUGCCGGUGGCGCGGCUGCUGCUGGCGGCGGGGGCCGCGCCGGACCCGCGCGACGACCAGGGCCAGACGCCGCUGCACCGCGCCGUCGCCAGGGGCUCCGCCGCCGCCGUCGCGGCGCUGCUGCACGCCGGCGCCAGCCCCGACGUCGCCGACGCCGCUGGCCGGACGCCCGCCGACCUCGCGCGCCAGCUCGGCUACAAGGACGUCCUCAGGUGCCUGAGGCUCGCACCGCACUGACCACGUGCGCGCUCUUCCGCCUCUUGUCUACAGAAAUAAACGAGGCGUUGCACACAUGGAUGAAGCUGUUCUUUACCUCCCUUUCCUAUCCACCACUGGAUCGUAAGGUCCACUGUGGCUUCUGUCCACCUACUGCCUGAUCCACAAACAUAUCUCUUCCUCUUGAGUGAAACUGUAACAUUCCAUGAGAUAAUCGUUCUUUAGAUAUCCACUGUACGUAAUUCCUUCAUUUCUGUGAUCUGUUAACAUUUAUUCUACAUUUAUACUAUAUGUACUGCAGUUACUUCCCCCAUCAUUGUUUCACUUGUGAACUGUGCAAGGGAAAACCAGCUGUUCAUCGGCCUCCGUACCACUUGGAGUAACUAGAUUUACUUUCGUGGUCCUUUCGGAAGUUGUGUGUAGGAGGAACGAAUAUGUUGUUUCACCCUUUUGUGAACGUAUUUUCAGUGGUAAAAUACACUGUAAUGUACAACUUCUCUCUUCUAACGUUUUCCACUGGAGUUUGAUGAGUGUCUCUGCGACGCUUUCGCGAUUACUCAAUUUACCUCUGACGAAACAUGUUGCUCAUCCUCGAAUCUUCUCUGUUUCGUUCACCAGUUCAACCGGUGUCGAUUCUGGAUUGAAGAGGAAUACUCAAGUAUCAGUCGACCGAAGGUUUUUUUAAGUUACCCCCUUUGCGACUGUACUACUUAUCCUGAGAAUUCUUCCACUGAAUGACAGCACGCCAUCUGACGGUACUACAAUUAGUAUUAUCUGGGUUCAUAUUUCCGUGUAUCCACACUCGCAGGUAUUUAAAUCAUGCAAUGAUUUUCAAUUAGCGUUAGGUUGUGGUAUAGCGAAAUAAUAAUAUAUAUCAUCACCAAUUUAUGUGUGAUAUUUUAAAGUUAUCAUUACAGCCGAUAUACGGGGAAUGAGAGAACAGCAACUAUGUUGCUCUUUAAAGCAAUUCCCAUUUCUCAUUCAGUCUCAUCUGGACAUUUUAAAUACAUGACAUAUUUCGAUAUCUCUGGGUCAUCUUCUGUCAGCAAUCUGUCGUAGCUGUGUCAUCCAUGCAUCCUCAAAAUAUUGUCCUAUACAUUACCUACACUGUGAACAGCAAGUUAAAUAUUACAGUUUAGGCUAGAAUUAUAUUUUCAGGUAGACACAUAUCAGAGUAGUGAAGUGAUCUGAAGACUAUCCAGAGAGACAGAAACAUACGAUCUAUUUAAAAAUGUGUAGCUGAGACUGAAGAAUAAAUGAGACUUGUUCUAAAUACUUUACAACUACUUGCAUUGAGAAUCAACUGCCACUCCCUGCAUCAAAAGUCACCUGUGACAGUUUGUCUCCUUUAUCACUCUGCUUUUGUUUAAAGACAGCUAGAACUGACGCCAAACAUACAUUUACACAGUGUGAUUCAGACUGUUUAAUUCAGUUCUGGACGUUGCAAAGAGGAUUAGUAUAAGAAAUUUGGACAUACCGGACACCUGGGUGUAAGUGCUGAUAUUUCUGUUGAUGACUGGCAGUGGUGUACUGAACAUCAUCAUCUCAGCUGUUUCGUCAUUUGCAGACUAUUAAUUACAGCCACUACAUGGCUUACGUUUUUUACGACGGUUAGUACGUCCAAAUACAUUGGCAAGAUCAGGCCAUUAAUAGCAUUUCCCCCUGCGCAACAAGUCAGGCGUUGAAGCAUGGAUGCGUGGGCGAAGGACGGUUAUUCUGUACUGAUAGGUUUGGGCCACCUAGUGCUGCAGUUGAGACCGUGCAGAAAUCUUCACUUCGUAAUUUUUGUGACGUGUUUAUGGGUAGACUCUUCGAUGCAGAGAAAAACAGUUAACAUACUGAUGUUUGUACAUAUUAAGGUACCACAUAUGAAAACUUCUGCACUUACACCUGUCACACCCUACAUAGCAGCACAUGAGUAACUGGAGUUUAGAAGAAAAUAUUAUAGAUUACAGAAGCAAAUUGUGGAAGCUCGUACUGAGAUGACAAAUGAAAGAUUACCAGAAGGUAUGCUCCAUUAGUGCCCAGGAAUAAGUUGCAGAAAAAAAAAAUAACAAGAAGUGUGGCACAGUACUGAAGACAUACACUAUUCUUGUUCUAGUGAAAAUUUGCAGAAGUAUCAUUCGAUUCUAGCCUGCUAUCCUGUCCAGUAACAAGCAGUUUUAUGUAUAUACAUCUUUUUCUAACACUCGUAACACGUCACUUCAGUGACCAAUCUCAUGAGUGACACUUGCCAGGAUGGGACAGUUCAGGUCCUCUCAGCUGCAUUACGUCUAACAAGCUGCUGUCUGACGAAACAAGCAGUAAUACUGAGAAACUAGCGGCCGAAGUGGCACGAAUUAGAAAGGUAUAGCGUCACACUAUGUGUUCUUUCGCACAACGUCUCUUCUUAGUCACUCUUAUACCGAUGUUUCAACCCUGAUGCUUCAGUCUUAUCCUAGGCUUAUUCCUCUACGCUAUUUUUCUGCUGUUAUUUUUAUUACUGCAUUUUUUUUUCAGUUUAUUCGAAUUCCUGUUAAAAUUGGGUGGCUUGCCGUGGUCCCACUGUAGAAUGAAGGCCCAGAUACUACAUGUAAUUUCUGUCUUACACCUACCAUUGUAUCUGACAAUCUAACUUCAGUGUAUUCCAGCCUAAACUGUAAUAUUUGACUUACUGGUCACAGUGUAGCUAAUGUCAAAGUGGGAAAACAUUUUAGGGGUGCAUGAAUGAGACAUGAAUGGUAUAACCUUUCAUUUGACAGUCAUGUGAAACAGAAUUCACACUAGGUCAUAUUUCGUUAUUCUUAUUUCUUGGUGGUUUUAGAGGUUCUGCCAAAGAUGUGUUAUAGCUCUGGCUCUUACGUCAGUUGCUUUUAUUCGUUUUGUGUUCACAGACUUCGGUUGUUCUCGGAAUUCGCCAGCAGUAUUUCGGGAGGCAUCAUCAGAAGAGGGAUGGGAAUGGAUGGAGGAGAGUGGGACAGAGAGUGUAUACAUCUAUGGUUUGGUUUCCUAGUCUGAAGCUGAACUGAUAGGUAUGUUUAAUAUCAAAUGUAUUCCGUAAGUGUCUGUAUUGUGAGACUUCUUUGUUACGAUGAAAUCACGGCCAUAUUGUUGACAUUUUUGUAGGUAGCAUCGGCGAUAUUUUUUGUGUGCAUAGUAGUGGGCAUCUUUCUGUCCAGAUUAAUCUGUGGUGAUUCAUCCAGUCAUGCCUUCUACGUCUGCAAGAAUAUAUUCUAGCAACGGUGAGAACUGCUGUUCUAUUCGCACUGCUGUGGACUAAUCCCUGUAUGCCUCUGAUUAUGUUUUGUCAUCUUCUCUGUUCCUCUGCCUGCUACACGUGGGUAUCAUAGUAAAGGUAUGUGUCUUGGUGAUCAGCACACUAUGGUCUUUAUACUGUCAUGUUUUAAAAGUAGUUCAUGCCACAGGGUGAAACAAACGUCUACUGAUUGUUGUUCCAUUGCUGUGCUCUGUUGCGGCGUUAUGGGAGGUUUAAUUAAACAGGUUUGCCUGCUUGUUAUCACUUUUAUUCAUUCAGAUUUCUAAUUCUUUCGGGUAACUGUGUGUUCAGCAUCAGCUGAAGGCUCGAAAGCAUUCCCUCUGUGUUGGAGGUGGUGGUUACGUGCAUGUAUAUGUGAACUGUGGUGGCGGCAUUGGUCAGUAGCGCAGACCCAUGUGUCUCUUCCAGGGCACGUAAUCGAGUAUCUCAUAGGAGCUGGUAGUUGACUGUGUCGACCAUUCUGUGAUGAGUUGCUCAUAGCUGUAUGUAUUCAGUCACACGAAAUUUAGUUACGUUUCAUCUCAGUACAAGGGAUACAGUUUGAUAAAGCAAUACAAGCAGAGAUGAGACAAGCAGCUUAUUCAUCUGCAUUAAUUUCUCACAGAAAAAGAAAUAUCACUGGAGGCCACAGAAAUCCAAAAUCCAUAUGGUAACUGAAAACGAGCGUACGUCUUACAUAAAAACAUUUCAUUUGUGGCAGUUCACUGAAGAACAAUGGAUUGGUAGUUGCAUUAUAUUAUUAAGUGUUUGUCUUUGAUUACCAACAUUCGGGUACUGAAUGUGCUUAUGUGGGAUGUUGAAGGGUUAGCUUUUUCAUUAAACUGUUUGCCUCCACUUUCAUCUGAUAUUUCCACACAAACACCCGCCUUCUUAUUUUACCUGGCGUUGUAAGCGAGUAUAACAAUAACAGUGUGUGCAAUUUAAGACCUAACGGCUUACGCAGUGCUUGCCAGCUUUGUUAUGUGCCACAAAGAGAACUAGGAUAUUUGUGUUUCUUAAUGUAAACAGCUGCCAUCUACAAACUGUCAGCAACCUGGAUUUGCAUGAGUUUUGUUUGCCUGUAGACAUCGAAACCUUGACAGUACACAUAGCACCCUUGUACUGAGACCCAUAUUGGAUAAUAACCCAGUGGCAGUGGCAGCGCAACGUGCGUAAUAAGCGAAAUGCUGGGAAUAUUGUCCAGCUGUGACGAUGUCUGUUAAAGCAAUUAACAUGGUGAAAAUUUUAUGAGCUUCUGAAACUAAACAAUUAUUUUUUUGUAAGGCGCAUGUGUAACUAUUGGCCUUCUUAGCUACGAAGCAUUUCGUGCUUACCCAUUGUUAACAUGCUGAAACUUACUAAAUAAAAAAAUAAAAAAGUUGUUUCUUUUA
Schistocerca gregaria is the source of this 6158-nucleotide messenger RNA. Its product is annotated as ankyrin repeat domain-containing protein 65-like. The record is from RefSeq and is a predicted model, not a curated record. The coding region runs from base 381 to 1553 and encodes 390 amino acids. Gene Ontology annotation, biological process: RNA processing. Gene Ontology annotation, molecular function: RNA binding; RNA nuclease activity; protein binding. NCBI's taxonomy places the organism in Eukaryota, Metazoa, Arthropoda, Insecta, Orthoptera, Acrididae. The transcript is spliced from 2 exons.